Planococcus citri (citrus mealybug) is the source of this 1573-nucleotide messenger RNA. It is a transcript of the gene SiaT, whose product is annotated as Sialyltransferase. Gene Ontology annotation, biological process: sialylation. Gene Ontology annotation, molecular function: beta-galactoside alpha-2,6-sialyltransferase activity. Bases 261 to 1505 code for a protein of 414 amino acids. The record is from RefSeq and is a predicted model, not a curated record. Gene Ontology annotation, cellular component: Golgi apparatus. The transcript is spliced from 6 exons. NCBI's taxonomy places the organism in Eukaryota, Metazoa, Arthropoda, Insecta, Hemiptera, Pseudococcidae.
GCGUCGCGCGCAUUCGCAGAUUCUCAAUUUCAUUGAUCACCGUGUUCGUUUCUCAGUUUCAGUGUACGAAUAUUUUCAAUUAUUCAGGUGAAAAAAAAAAGAAAGAAAUCAAAUCGUGCUCGAAUGGAUACGUUGUUAACGAAUCGUCGUAAUAAAUAUCGAACCAGGAAUAAAAUUUCGGUGAUAAGUUCGCGACGCUGGAAGGAGACUGGCAGCAAAUAGUACAAAUAAGGUAAUGAUAGGAGUGAAUCUAGUCAGCCAUGAGAUCGGUAGCGUUUCCAGUAUGUUUAUUCCUGAACGUGAUGCUGUUCGGUAUGUGUGGCUACAUGUACCUGCUUUGGCUGCAAUAUUGGCAUCGUUUGUGGAAUCAAAAACAGCAAGAUCAGCAAGUCGAAUACGAUAUGAGUGAUUUUAGACGAAACGAGGUGGUGGUCGAGUAUUUCGACGAUCCUUCCAUUCCGGCUAUAGCUCAUCAUAAGUCUAAGAGAAGUGGCGGCGGCGAAGAUAAGAAAUCACCUUUGGCGUUUUUGCAUCGUGAUGCGUAUUCUGGCGAGAUUACAUCGACGAGAUUACUGAUGCUAAAAACAAAAACAGUAGCCAAGCUGCGUCAAACGGUGGUGGACGAAAGUAACAACAUGAACAUGGACCAAGUCAACCCUUACGGUGUCCAGCCUAGAAACACCCGAAUUCUAAACGACAACAUAGUAUGCGACCUGAGAGAAAAACUGGAAUACGUCAAGACGUUGAAGAAAUCAGACAUAGAAGGAUCCAGUGCCCAAGAUGCCAUACCAGACACCGAUUUAUUCAGCGAUCAAAAUUACUACAAUAAUUGCGCAGUUGUUAGCAGCGCUGGUUCUUUGUACCAUUCCAACAUGGGUGAUUUUAUAGAUAGCCACGAUCUCGUGUUACGUUUCAAUAACGCACCAACCAAAGGCUACGAAACAGAUGUGGGAAGUAAAACGACGAUUAGAAUACUCAAUUCUCAAAUAUUAGCUAAAUCGGAGUUUCAUUUUUCAACUUCGCCAUUGUACAGGAAUAUUAGUCUAUUGGUAUGGGAUCCUUCUAACUACUCUUCUACAUUACAACAGUGGUGGAACGAUCCGGAACACAAUUUCAUCGAACCUUACGUACAAUUCAGAAGGCAAAACGCACGUAGCAACUUUCACAUCCUAGAUCCUUCGGUUUUAUGGUUACUUUGGGAUUUCAUACAGGGACACACGAUGUCAAAAAUUCGACCGAAUCCGCCAUCUUCCGGAUUUCUAGGUAUCGCUUUAUUGCUCCCAUAUUGCGCCACAAUCAACGUAAUAGAAUAUGUACCGACUCAACGUGCGGUUCAAAGAUGUCAUUAUUAUUCUCCAAAGACGGACGCUUUAUGUACGUAUGGCGUAUGGCACCCUUUAGCUGCUGAGAAGCUCAUAGCUUUGGAAAUGAACACAGCUCCAGACAAUAUCGUCUUUAAUGACGGGUACAUAUCUAUACCUGGUUACAAUAAAGUUAUUUGUUAGUUUAAUAUCGUUGUAGUUGGUUGUUUUUUAAUUUUAAAAUAUUGUAAUAAAAUACGUUAAGUUUUGAA